GACGGCGUUUUCCAUCCAAUCGGAUUAAAGGGUGAAGGCUGUGGCCCCGCCCACAUCGCCUACGUGAGAGAUUCGGCGUGUGCAGGCUGCUCAUUCUGACAGAAAAUGGCGGCUGUGCUGAGGCGCGGAUUCAGACUCGUAUCCUUCGGAUCUUCUCAGCUCCUGUGUGGAGGCUGUAAACAUGGCAGAACCUCCAGCCUGUCCAUCUGCAGCACCAGCAGUAGAAAUUCUUCAUCCUCCUCCUCCUCCUCAUCAUCACACGUUAAAGUGGACCUGGACGGCAGCACUGGGAUCGCAGUGGUGAAGUUUCAGAGCUCACCGGUGAACAGCAUGAGUCUGGACUUCCUCACCGAAUUGUGCAUCAGUUUAGAGAAACUCGAGCUGGACAGGAGCUGCCGAGGCGUGAUCCUCACCUCGGCUCUGCCGAAGAUUUUCUCCGCCGGCCUGGACAUAACGGAAAUGUACGGAAAGAACCCGGAGCACUACGCCGAGUUCUGGAAAUCUGUGCAGGAGAUUUGGCUCAAAGUCUACGGUUACAGUAAGAUCGCUAUCGCCGCCAUCAACGGUUCCAGUCCUGCAGGUGGAUGCUUGGUCUCUAUGGCAUGUGACUACAGGAUCAUGGCAGACGAUCCUCGCUACAGAAUCGGCCUCAACGAGGCACAGCUCGGCAUCGUCGCGCCCUUCUGGUUUAAAGACACAAUGGUGAACACAGUAGGUUUCAGAACUACAGAGCUUUCUCUCCAGUUCGGUCUGAUGUACAGUCCUUCUGAUGCUCUGAAGAUCGGUUUAGUGGACCAGGUGGUUCCUGAGGAGAACGUUCUCAGCACGGCUACUGAAACAAUCACAAAGUGGUUAGCUAUUCCAGAUCAUGCGCGUGAGAUCAGCAAAUCAAUGAUGAGGAAGCCGAUGGUGGAUCGACUGCUGGCCAGCCGAGAGUCAGACAUUAAAAACUUUGUGAACUUUAUCACCAAAGACUCGAUCCAGAAAUCUCUGGGCUUCUACAUGAACUCACUGAAGCAGAGGAAGGCAUGAACACGGGACUGACUCACGGGACUGACUCACGGGACUGACUCACAUUCUCUGCCUUCUGUUUUAUAUUUGUUUAUAUCUACAGUGUUAGUCAGAUUUCCUUCUUCAGGUUCUCCUGCGGUUCUGUUUCUACAUAUAAAUUAAACACUAACAGCAAUGUGACGUGUGUGUGUGUGUGUGUGUGUGUGUGUGUGUGUGUGUGUGUGUGUGUGUGUGUGUUCAGCGCAUGCUGAGAGACCUGCUUUAUCUUUGAUCAGAUGAUCAAUUGUUAUAAAAAAAAAAAAAAAAAAAAUUCUUCUAUAUACUAUUAUAAAUCCUUUAAUAUUCAGAUUCUGAAAUAGUAACUUUAUUUUAAAUAGCAGCAGUCAUUAAAAUGUCCUUAAAAAAAAAGUUUUAUCAAGUUUAAUUUGGGUGAAUAUAUUCCAGACAGCAGCUUGUUUCUCUUGGAAAAAGUUGAUGGAUAUAAUGAAAAGAUGUUUUCUUAAAAACAUUAUGCAAGCUUUUGCUUGAAUAUUUUUUUUUCUUUACAGAUAAAUAAAACAAAGACAUUUGUACACUUUCA
Molecule: messenger RNA, 1591 nt
Organism: Silurus meridionalis
Lineage: Eukaryota; Metazoa; Chordata; Actinopteri; Siluriformes; Siluridae
Gene: eci1
Product: enoyl-CoA delta isomerase 1
Exons: 7
Coding region: 106-1032 (308 amino acids)
Biological process (GO): fatty acid beta-oxidation
Cellular component (GO): mitochondrion
Molecular function (GO): enoyl-CoA hydratase activity
Source: RefSeq, a predicted model, not a curated record